GGAAGCGGGAAGCGGCUUUCCUUCCUGGCACCAGCUGUCUCUGAGCAUCUCUCUUGUUAGUCCGAAUCAGCAGCGGUGCAAUCACUUAUAGGGCUAACAAUGCAACGAGGGAGCUUUAUCAGUGCUCAGGCAGGAAAAUGGUCGAAAGAGAGAGAGGGCGAAGCCAGUUCUGGUCUGCAGUUUGUAACAGCAGCAGCAACAGCGCUGUGGAAUUUUUCAGCGCAAGUCCUGCACGGGUGUGUUCAGAAACAAGGCCCAUCGCGCUAAGUAGGGCUUACUCCCAGGUUCAUCUUGAAAGAGAUGAAUUGAAACGCUUGGUAUCUGAAGCUAAAGAGAGACUGCAAGAUGCUAGUGAUGAUGAUGAACAGGAAGAGGCUUCAGGGGGCACCAUGGAUGUUGCUGAUGCUGAGGCAACUAGCUCAGCUCCCAACGAUGAGGACCAUGAAGAAAAUGAAAAGCUGGAUGACGAUGAACUGGCAGAAUAUGACCUGGAUAAUUAUGAUGAGGAAGAUGAAGGCACUGAGAGUCUUGGAAAGACCCUAGCAGGUCUCACAGUGUAUGGAAGCAAUGAAAAUGAUCCUUAUGUCACUCUUAAAGAUACAGAGCAAUAUGAGCACGAAGACUUCAUGAUUAAGCCCAGUGACAACUUUGUCGUGUGUGGCAGAGUUGAUAAGGACCACUGCAGUCUAGAAGUUCAUGUUUAUAACCAUGAAGAGGAUUCAUUUUACGUCCAUCAUGAUAUCCUCUUAUCAGCAUAUCCUUUGAGUGCGGAAUGGCUGAACUUUGAUCCUAACCCAGAGGAUUCUGCAGGGAAUUAUGUUGCCGUGGGCACAAUGAGUCCUGUUAUUGAAGUGUGGGACCUUGACGUAGUGGAUAGUUUAGAGCCAGUCUUUUCCCUCGGAAGCAAGAAAGCAAAAACAAAGAAGAAGAAAGGGAGGAAGAACGCUUCUAAAGAAGACCAUCAAGAAGGGCAUACUGAUGCAGUGCUCGACCUUUCAUGGAAUAAACAACUCAGAUCUGUGUUGGCAAGUGCGUCAGCUGACCACUCUGUUAUUCUUUGGGAUAUGUCGAGGGGCACACCAGCAGCAACGCUUUCUCUUCACACAGACAAGGUGCAGACGCUGCAGUUUCAUCCUUUUGAAACACAGACUCUCGUCUCUGGUUCUUACGACAAAUCAGCAAUUUUGUAUGACUGCAGAAGUCCACAGGAUAACCAUCGAACCUGGCGGUUCAGUGGGCAGGUUGAAAGAGUGACUUGGAAUCAUUUCUCCCCUCACCACUUCUUGGCCAGCACAGAAGAUGGAUUUGUAUACUGUCUGGAUGCUCGUUCACAUAAACCAGUAUUUACAAUGAAAGCUCAUAACGAAGAAGUAUCUGGACUACAGUUAAGCAGCCAGAUUAAAGGAUGUCUUGUGACAGCAUCUGCAGACAAAUAUGUGAAAAUUUGGGACAUACUGGGAGAUAAACCUAGUUUGGUUCAUUCCAGGGACAUGAAAAUGGGUGUCCUCUUCUGUGCAGCAUCUUGCCCAGACUUACCAUUUGUUUAUGCCUUUGGAGGAGAGAGACAAGGAUUACGUGUUUGGGACAUAAGCACAAUUUCUGCAGUGAAUGAAGUGUUUGGAAACCGACAGAGGCUGGUAGUUGCCACAUCAAGUUCUGAAGCAAAUAAUUCUGCUAGUGGCUGCAGCAGUGAUCCAGAUGCUGUAAUGGAACCAUGAUCUGUCUACAGGUGUCACUCCUUACAGAGUGUAUCAAUUCCUCUUCCUCUGAAGAAUCAUCCUCGUCAUCUUCCUGGGCUGAGAGACUGGAGGUUGGUCCUUUACAGAUUUUUAGGUGACGAGUGAGAUGAUAUUUUGU
Zootoca vivipara (common lizard) is the source of this 1857-nucleotide messenger RNA. Lineage: Eukaryota; Metazoa; Chordata; Lepidosauria; Squamata; Lacertidae. The record is from RefSeq and is a predicted model, not a curated record.